This is a messenger RNA of Linderina pennispora, 845 nucleotides long. RefSeq names its product HAD-superfamily hydrolase subfamily IA, variant 3. The transcript has a single exon. The coding region runs from base 79 to 741 and encodes 220 amino acids. The record is from RefSeq and is a predicted model, not a curated record. Gene Ontology annotation, molecular function: sugar-phosphatase activity; beta-phosphoglucomutase activity. NCBI's taxonomy places the organism in Eukaryota, Fungi, Kickxellomycota, Kickxellomycetes, Kickxellales, Kickxellaceae.
UGACUCACUAUCUGCGCAGCUCCUCAACCAGCAUAUCAGUCCUACUGACCCUCACCUUCCGUAUACUGACUCGCCAAUAUGCCAACACUUCUAACAGCCAAGGGUAUUCUCUACGACAUGGACGGCACGCUCGUCGACACUACUGAGUGCGUCGAGAACGCAUGGAAGCAGAAGGCGGCCAAGUACGGCGUAGACGGUGAUGAGCUGAUCAAGCAUAUGCAUGGGCGCACAUGCCUCGACACGCUGCGCACAUUCUUCCCGCCCGAGUGCCAUAGCAAACAGUUUGCUGACAACUUUGAGAACGAGUUCGUCAACAUUACCGAGGGCGUCUAUCCAGUGCCAGGUGUCCACCCUGCUGUCACUGCUGUAUCGCCGGAGCGGUGGGCUGUGGUGACUGCAGCCUCGCGCAUGUGGGCACUGGCGCGCCUGGGGCAGGUCGGUCUGCCAGAACCCAAGCUUCUGAUAGCUGCUGAUGAUGUAACCAAGGGGAAGCCCCACCCCGAGGGGUACCUGGCCGGUUCCAAAGCGCUGGGGCUGGAGGGAAAGGACGUUGUGGUGUUUGAGGAUGCUGUCAAUGGCGUCAAGGCAGCGCUUGCAGCGGGUGCCACGGUGAUUGCGCUGACAACAUCGACGACACGAGAGAGGCUGGCGGAGGCCGGCGCCCAGCACAUCGUCGAUGAUUUUACGAAAGUAGACAUCACAGAUCACACAACGCAUUUGUCCAUUGUUCUCAGGGAAUGAAAGUGCCACGUAUGCUGACAAAUUUCAGCACGAGCUCAGGCGAUCUUCUCUCAGCUGAAUGCCGCGUAGCACAGCAGCUCCUGGUUGCUGUUUUUGUCCCCACU